GUCGUUGGGUAGCAAUGGUGACAACAUAUGUAUUACACUUAUUGCAAUUAUUUCUUCCUAAAGGAGCGGUAUGGCAAGCAUUUCUCGUCCUUUGUCUAGUGCUUCUUGUAAAAGAAGCCAAUGCCGAAGCACGAGUUGUUUGCUACUACACAAAUUGGAGUGUAUAUCGACCAGGAACAGCUAAAUUCAAUCCACAGAAUAUCAACCCAUACCUAUGUACGCAUCUUAUCUAUGCCUUCGGAGGAUUCACCAAAGACAACACGCUAAAACCAUUCGAUAAGUACCAGGAUAUUGAGCAAGGUGGUUAUGCCAAAUUCACCGGCCUCAAAUCGUAUAACAAGCAACUGAAAACUAUGCUCGCUAUCGGCGGAUGGAAUGAAGCAUCGUCAAGAUUUUCACCGCUUGUAGCAAACCCCGACAGAAGACAACAAUUCAUCCGAAAUAUCCUGAAAUUCCUUCGACAAAAUCACUUCGAUGGCUUGGAUCUGGAUUGGGAAUAUCCAGCUUUUCGGGAUGGAGGAAAGCCCAGAGAUCGCGAUAAUUAUGCACAAUUCGUUGAAGAGCUACGAUCCGAAUUUGACCGAGAAUCUUCAAAGACAGGAAGGCCACGACUCCUUUUGACCAUGGCCGUUCCUGCUGGUAUUGAGUAUAUCGAAAAAGGCUACGAUGUUCCGAAAUUGAAUCAGUAUCUCGAUUGGUUUAACAUUCUCAGCUAUGAUUAUCAUAGUGCGUUUGAACCUUCCGUAAAUCAUCACGCCCCAUUGUAUUCCUUGGAGGAACCCUCAGAAUAUAAUUAUGACGUUGAACUGAAUAUUGACUACACCGUGAAAUUCUAUCUGGAAGCUGGCGCAGACCGUGACAAACUUGUCCUCGGUAUCCCUACCUAUGGCCGUUCAUAUACACUUAUUAAUGAUGAAGACACCGAAAUUGGUGCACCUGCAGAUGGUCCUGGUGAACAGGGUGAAGCAACAAGAGAAAAAGGAUACCUCGCAUAUUACGAAAUUUGCCAAAGCAUUAACGAAGAUCCCACUUGGACUGUGGUUCAACCGAACGACAAAGCCAUGGGACCAUAUGCCUACCGUGGCAACCAAUGGGUUGGCUAUGAUGAUGAAAACAUCGCUCGAAAAAAGGCUCAAUACGUUGCAGAAAAUGGACUUGGAGGAAUUAUGUUCUGGUCACUUGAUAAUGACGAUUUUAGAGGAACUUGUACUGGAAGACAAUAUCCUUUGAUCGAAGCAGCAAAAGAAGCACUUCUUGAAGCUACCGGUUUCGGAGCAAAUGAAGUUUCUGCUCCAGCUCGACCACAAAAGGCUUCCAGACCAAGAAGCCGAGCAGGAUCGUCCACCACGCGCAAUAGGAUAACCGAACAUACAAAGAUUACUAAAGAGUCUAAUACUUCUGUCAAACACACAUCAUCAUCACGAAGGAAGAGCAACAAGAAAAAGAGUUCAAACACACCAAGGACAACUACAACUACCACCACAGUGGGUUCACUCUACAUUGGCGGAAGAACAACUACUCCACCACCACCAACUACCCCUGAUCCGGGCGCAGACUUUAAAUGCGAAGAGGAGGGAUUCUUCCCACAUCCAAGGGACUGCAAGAAAUAUUUCUGGUGCUUAGAUAGUGGACCAUCCAAUCUUGGUAUCGUCGCGCAUCAAUUCACCUGUCCUUCCGGUCUUUACUUCAAUACUGCUGCCGAUUCUUGUGAUUUCACUCGCAAUGUUGUCUGCAAGAAGCCCAGUAAAGAAACAACCACUCCAAGGACGACUGCAAGUACAACGACAACGACUACAACAACUACGACCUCAGCACCAAAACGUAUUACUGCUGCCACGAGCAGCUAUUCAUACAUUCAAAGGACUUCUACCACCGCUGAACCAGAGGAUGAUGACGAAGAAGAGGAAUACGAGGAUGAAGACGAUGGGGAUGCUGCAGGCCAUGAAGAAGACCCUAAAGUCAUCAAAGAGUUAAUUGAACUGAUUAAACGUGUAGGAGGUUUGGAGGAAUUAGAAAAGCAACUUCAACUACAAGAAGACGGAACUGUUGUUAUGAAAAACCCUAAGAAUGAUGAAGUGUCUACCACACCUUCCUCAAUUAGUCAAUCACUAUAUGCCAAAGUCUUAAGUCGGCCAAAUCCACUAAGCUCUCUCCGAAAUCGCUUAGGUGGUUCCAAAUUCACAGCAAAGAAGGAAGAAAUCUCUACAAGUGUGAAUGAAGAGUCCUCAUCUUCGAAAUAUACUUCAGUUAACCGAAACAGUAGACCUAGCCCACAAAAUGCUGGUAUUGACAAACUCGCUGAGUUUGAAGGAUUCCUGAAGGACAAGCCCAAAUACGUGACAAUCAAUCGAACUCGUCCAACCAAAAGUACUGGCCCAGAUAUUGAUGAACCUGAAGAACUUACAGAAGAGGAAGAGAAUGCAGAUGCAGUGGAAGUGGAAGAUACAAGCGAAGCAAAUGCCAAACGGACAUCAUCUUCAUACGUGAAUAUCCGUAGAACACGUCCAACAAAAUCGGCUGAUACGUUGGUGGAAAAAUCAGAAUCUGAAUUAGAGGUGAAUGAAGCAGCUGGUGGACAAUCUUCCGCUAAGACUCAAUACCAAACAAUCAAUAGAGUCCGUGGAACGGCCAUUUCUUCCGGCGCAGAUGAACUAGUUGAGGAAGAGGAGGUUUCAGAAAACACUAAGUCUACAAGGCCUAAGUCGACUUACCAGACUUUAACAAGAACGAAAACCACGACCUCUGAGCAAACUGAAGGCGAAAAUAAGGAAGCAGAAUUACAAGUGCAAUCAAAGGUGGAAUACAAAAGUUUCACUAGAACACGGAACACCACUACUUCAGGUAUUCAAGAUGAUAAUGCGGCAGAAUCUGAAGAUGAAACAUCCAACAAGCGAAAAACUAGGCCCACAUAUCAAUCGUUCACUAGGACUCGAGGAACAACUGUAGUCAAUACAGAUGAAAUUGAAAAAGAAGAAACAGGAGAAGAACAAAAUCUUCGCACCAAACAAACAUAUCAAUCACUGAGCAGAUUCCGACCAAGCACCUCUGCAAGCACCGCGGAAGAAGAAGUAGAGGAAACGGAAGGACAAACAGGAACCAGGACUAGAAUUCGUCCAACUGCAUCGUCUGACCAACAACCAGGAAAAACUCGUGGAACCACAGUUGCUACUUCAUCAGUAGACAAAAGCGAAGCAGAAGAAGUUCAAAAGAAGAAUCGAUACUCCUUGUUCACUAGGCGACAAUCGACAGUCGGUUUGGCCAGCGAAGCUGAAGACAUUAACGAACUAGCACCCACAGAGCCUACAAUCAGCUCUCGUACUAGAGGUACUACAGUGUCGUCAUCAAGUGUUGUUGAAGAUGAGAUUGUUCUUAAGUCAGUUGGAUCGACAAAUAGAUUCCAAAUUUACAAUAGAACUCGACCAACUUCACCAGUUGAUACAGCUCCAAUCACAUCACUAACUUUGGAAGAAGCAGAAGCAACUCUGAAAACAUUGGAAGAUGACACCAUCCCAACAAUUACGGUACAAUACUCAGAUCCUAGUUUAGCUAACACCACACCCAUCUCAGCACCACAAGAUCAGGAAAUACCGUCUGUUACGCCUGACUACACCAACAUUGUGCGAAGAUCCACUACAACAACUACACCUUCUGCACCUCUUACAUCAACAUCAAUCACAGCAACCACUUCAUCACCUCAAACCCUCUCCCCGGAAACAAGUCCACCUGAUCUUUCGCAACCCUCGAUUGAAACUGUUACGCAAAAUAGUUUGUUGAUUGAACUAUCCGAUCCUAGUUCCACUGAUCCUAUUACCCUUACUCCUACCCCCAAUAUUGAAGUGAGCUCGGUUUCGCCUACGGAAGUUGUAGUUGGCGGACUUCUAGAAAAGUCCGCUGAUCAGAACGAGGUCGCUUCUAAGGAUUCCUUGCCGAUUAUAUCUACAGCUCCUGCUCUAGAUACAGUUGAGAUCGCGCAAAAUCAAGUUUCUGAAUUGAAUUCAGUUUCGUCCAGUAAUUCAAGACAGGAUACUGUCGACAAGGUAACAUUAGUUACCGGUGAAAAAGAAGUUGGCGUAGAGGCGGUAGAGAGGCAGGGCCUAGUUGAAGACUCAGAACUAACCAGAACUAACUCAAAAUUCGAAUCUAGUCUGAACAAUGUAAAUAGUGAAUCUAGUUUAAGUAGUAAUGUAGAUAGUGAGGAUAGUGUUUUAAUCAUAACAAGAACAACAUCGACGACAACCUCUAGACCCGCCUUCUCGAGCCCCACCUCAGUACGUCAAAGCAGACCUACCGCGUCAACUAGUCGCUUUAAUACUAGGCGAAGACCCACACAGUCGACAACUUCGACUACAACAACUGAGGAGCCUGAAGAGUUCGUCAGUAUCUUAUCUAGUCCUAGACCUUUCAGCUUACCCUCACGCAGACGUACCCGUCCCUCCCAAACCCGAACCACAACAACAACCGAAACUUCGCUCGACGUAAGCGAACCAACAUCGCGGAGCCGAUCAACAACAAGGACAAGGGUGAGUCCAUUUUCAUCAUCUUCUGCAUUAAAUGUUUCGUAUGUUGCAUCCAAACAAUUUAGUAGAGCAAACAUAUCUAGUCGGAAACCUAAUUUUAACAGUGAUAGUCCUGAUUUAGUAGAAUCUAACAGCACUCUUGUAGAUAACACAGUCUAUGUUGGUAAGGUAAAUACAUCUGAAGCGGUGGCAGGUACAUUUAAUAUAGAUUCUUUUAACACUACUACUAGCACUAUCGGUCGAACUCAAACUUUCAAUCGACCAAAUUCAGUGAAUCUACAACAAAAACAAGACCAACAACAACAGCAAACAAUUGGCAAUACACAACGUCAAGUUUUACAAAAUUCUCAGGAUCAAAAUGAAAACUCCGCACGAAAAUCGUGGCGUAGUCAAAGUCGGGGAGCAUUCCGACCAUGGCGCACCACAACGCCUAUUCCUAAUCCCCAACCCUAUCUUGACCGUCCCUAUAGGCCCGACUUUAACAGUUCCGACCCAAAUCAACAGCCUCCUAAUGAGCCUCCUCAAGGGUUCGAUUUCACUGGUUAUUCCGGACAAUGGCAAGGAAGACCCGGCUCUUCUAAUAGGAUCACUCAACGAAUAGAUAAUAGAAAAUUCGGACAGAGGCCAACUAAUAUUAGGCCUGAAGAUUCUCAUGAGGGAGAGGUAGAUUAUUCUAAUGAUGAACUUUAUGAGGACUAUCAGGAAAGGAUUGGAAAAACUUAUCAAGGAGAAGGAAACCAAGCUCAAACCCAGCAUGGACGUUAUCAGAAUAUUGCUGGAGGAGAAAACGAAAGCUUGAGUUCGUUCCAAGGAGCACAGGAUGCGAUAUCUUUCUCAAAUGGCGGGGAAACGGUUUUACAAACAAAGGAAUUUUCUAAGUCUAAUCAAAUGGAUUCCCAGAUAAGACUUGACAAUAUUCGAACAGAUGAAUUUAACGCAAGCUCGAAAACUAAAUUACCCAGUACUUCUCGUAACCAAAAUGAAUUACAAGGAGAGAAUGCAGAAUCUGUUGAGUUGGCAUCCAAUUCACAGAUAACAUCUGGAUCAAACUCCCAAGCCACAUCUUCAAAGACUUCUAAUUUCGAUGUUGAAGCCAAAAUACCUUCAGACGCAGAUUUAGACAAAGAAGUUCAAGAUGAGCCUCUUCUUGUUCACCUUCCGUUAGAAGAUGCAACUCCUGAAGAAGUAUCUGGAAAUUCACGAAUAGUUUCGACAUCAAACUCCCAAAGCACGUCAAAGUUUACGGUCAACCGUAACUUUGCAUUUUCUUCCACAUUAGUUUCUGAUACCAAUAAGAAGGCAGGUCCGAAAGCUGGCACUUCUACCAGCUUAACUGAUAAUGAACCACUCGUAAAUCAACAGCAAACUCAGAGAACAUUUGGACGAACUGAUGUAAUAAAGCAAACUUCUGCAGGCACUAGUCUCGAAAGACCUAAAUCCUUCGUUAAACCCAAGCCUAGUUCUCAUCUUUCAAUUACAAAAAGCUUCACGCGUACACGAACGCAAUUCAAAACCAAUGAAGACGAAAACAAUGAAUCACAACUCUUCCAAAGCAAACCUACUAACUUUGAGGAAACUACUACUACCCGGCGGCCAAUAACUCGUAAUCGAGGAAGAAUUCGGCUGACAACCACUACCGAAGCUCCACGCCUAACAACAGAAGCAAUCUAUCGACCUGAACGUCCAGAAUAUUUUUCAGACCUAAGCUCUCUGUUGUCGGUCGAUCUAGCAAAAUGGCGUGCAGCUCAUGAUGAUUCCAAACUCCAAAAGAUGGUCAUUCGUAGAAGACCGGCCAGACCACCCAAAGCAAGUAAUGGGGAUGAUGAAGAAGAGUAUACUGAAAAUACCGAAGAUGCCAUGCUGACUUCAUCUAGUCUAAGUCAAACAAAAGUGACAGACCAGGGUAGAGACGAGACGUCGUACAUAAAAGGGAGGCGGCCUUUAAGUGUCGAAUCAAAAAAACUUUUAGGGAAACCGGAACCGGACGAAAGGAAUGACAUUAACCAUUUUGAAGAGGAAAUCACUUACGAACGUCGAACGGGGGACGGAAAAUUUACUUACAAGAUGCGAAAUAUGAAAGGAGAUACAAUUCUUUCGGAAGAUAUGGUAGAUAGGUCCAGAUCUGCAGAAAGGGCACAAGAUGAUGUUAGAGUACGCGGUCGGAAUCAAAACCUUUUGCGACAACGAGCAGGGGCUAACAGAAGUACCAGACGGCCAACAACAACACAGUCGUCGAGGAAACAUCCUGGGAGACAAUACUCAAAAAUUAACAGUCAAACUUUCUCUCAAGAGACUCAGAGAAAAACGCUAAGAACACAAUCCGUUCAAAAUCGCAUCCCUCCAGAUAGCCAGCCUGCAAAUGAUGUAAACAUCGCACGUGAUAGGAUGGACUCGGAAACAUCUAUUGAAUAUGUUGAUACCAAGCCAUUAUCUGUAGAAGGAGUAGAUAUACAUACUGGGAUCAGCAAAGAGAGGACUUCGAACCUAGAUUCAACGCAGGUAGUUGAUAAUUCAAACGUUAUAUCCUCUGACAUUGCUGCCGAAAAACAAAUUCUUGGAGAUCGAGAAUCCACUCAUACUAGCACCGACAGGAGUAGCGAAGAGGCUCAAAAUAAGGAAGAGGAAAGAGCAGAUGAAAAUUUACAGAUAAAUAACUUUGAAGCCAGUCUUAGACCUUCAAACUAUUUCGUAAAUAAUUUGAAUGGUACUGAGGGUCAACAACAGAUUUCCGACGGCUUUAAAAGUGAGGCUUCUGAAAACGUUACAACAAUUGAACUAUCUACGAAAAGUACGAUCAUGGAAUCAUCAAGUGAUGCACAGAUAAAUCAGCAAAAUAAACUUGCACUUGAUACCAAUAUCGUUUCUGCAGGCCACAUCGAAUUUGAUGCCAGCUCUGGUGAAACCGAAACACGAAAUGAAACUGACGCCGCGCAACAUACCAAAGAAGGGCAAACACUAUCUUCGACAGUUGGAAUAGCUAUUACUGAAGAUGUACCAGAACAUGUCUCUGCUUUUCCAGUCCCACCUGUCUCCGAUGACUCUGUGCUCCCCCCAAAUCCAACUUUUUCAGGUAUGGGUGAAGAAGUGGCACCUACAGUCAUUUAUACUGAAAACACGAUAAAUAACUUGGACUGGAAUGAUACCCAAAAGGGUGAACAUCUCCAGGAAAGCCUCUUAGAAGCAUCAAAGGCAAGCAAAGAAGCCAACCUUCAAAAUGUUGAUACAUCUGAAACUCUUGCGGCAACUGUAGAAAUCGCAAAUUCUUCCUUCAAGCAAAGAAACAGCGAAAUUCUGAACGAAAAAGUGAAUAAUUUAGAUGUUUCGUCCUUGGUUCUGGAAAAUAAAGCGAUCACUCAAAAUUCAGAGGGCGAUGACACCAAGCAAAUCGAAGGGACUCAUCCUGAAAAGCCUACUGAAAAUUCAAUAGCUUCAAUAGAAAGAACACUUCAAAAUGAACCUGAAAAUGAAAGCUCUUUGGGAGCAGGACUUGGAGAACAUCAAACAGGAUAUAAAACCCAUCAAAGACAUAGAAACUUAACAAGAUAUGAGUUGACAAGCGGGGAACUCUCCAAAGAGCAUGACAAACUCUCGAAUUCAUUCUCAUCAAACCAGCAGUUUCGGGACACAAUCUCAGAGGAUCGUAAAUUGCAUGAUAGUGUGUACCAAAGUGAGUUGAAUUCCAAAACUAAAGGAGUCUAUUCGACUGUCAAGUCUGAACUCGACCUUGCAUUACCAGAAAAUAGGGCUUCUUCAAAUAAGGAGCAAGUCGACCAACAAACAACCGAUGCUUUGGCAAAUAGCAGAUCACUUGAAAAUGAAAAUUCAGGAUCUGUGAGAUCCUCUAAAGGGUCUUUCUCAUAUGAAACUGUCCAACAAAUCAAGAGCACCCAGGAACACCGAGUUUCCUCCACAACUGGAGAUAAAUAUUCUGAGAAUCAGAAAUCCGAUGCUGUCGUCAAAAAAGUAGACGCAGGAGAUACCAGCCUUGGAAGAAACAGGGCUUCAGGAAGUUUUUCCAGUGCGACCUCAUCGUUUGAAGACCAGGUUUCCGAAGAACGAAGUACUUCAAAAAUUGGUAAUCCGGUGAUAUAUGAUCCUGUAAGUAAUGGUGCAGUGAAGGAAGGAAGCAGGUUAGAUGGAAGUUCCACCAAAUUGGUAUCCAACGCUGAUAAUACCGAAACCGAAUCAUCUUCUAGAAAUAUUGUCCACUCUAAAACGAAAAAUGAAUUGCUCAAGGAGGAGUCAGUACUAAACCAAAAAGGUGCUUCCGCCAAUCAAAAUUUAGAAGCGAAUUCAUCCUUGGACAACGAGCUUUCCCAGGACGGAGACACUUCUGUGAAAAGCAGUUCUUCAGUUAACAACGCUACUGUAUUUAACAUUGGAACGCAAGGAAAAACGUUAGAGGAAAGCUCAAAACUGGUAACCGACAUCUUUGUAGCCAACAACUAUACCAAAAAGAAGGAAACAUAUUCGAAAGACUUGACCGGGCCGCAAGCAGAAAAUGAAUCAGGCUUCGAAACUGCCCUGGAAUCCGCUUUGAAUAAAACCAUUACUUCUUCAAAUCAAACAUCUGGAUCAGUCUCAUCCCUGGAGAGGAACUUCUCCCAAGAAGAAAUUGUUGAUUUGACCAAUGAUUCCUCAUCAGAUCAUUCUUCAAUCAAAACUACUGAAAACCAUGAAGAAAGCACCAUAUUGGGAAACUAUAAUUCAGACUCCGUUGCAGAUAACAUUGAAACGUAUUCUGGAAGUUUGGCCACCUCUCAAACAGAAUUGGGCGGUCAGAUUCCAAAGGAAACAGCCCAAAUUAGGAAACACAAUUCCACGAAUCAAAACUCCGCCUCAAGUACGUCUGUCGAUCGUCAGUUCUCCCAGGAAGAAAACAUUUCUGCAAUAAGUAGUUUGCCAGAUGGGAAUUCUGUAGCGGAUGAAGUUAAAAACCUCCAAGAAACGUUAGCCGGAAAUUCCAGGUUAGAAACCAAUAACUCAGUGUUUGUCACUAGUAACAUCCAAACGGAUACAUAUUCGGAAAAUUUGCUAGGCUUGCAAAGAGUUAGUGAAGUGCAUGAUAAGACCGCGAAAGAAUCGGCCCAAAAUAAUAAAGAAAUUUCCGCAAGCCAUAACUUUUCGGAAAGCCAGUUCUCCCAGGAUAGAGGUGCUUCUCUGAAUAUAGAAGAUACUUCCCUAAGCCAGGAAUUGAGUAUAACAGACUCCUUGCAAAACAUCAACCAUAAACAGAAUGAAAGUAGCCUUAAAGGCUCGUAUUCCAAAGGUAGUUCCGCCAAACAUACUUCAACAGUAAACUCAUUUGAGAACGAAGGUCAGCUAUCCAGCAUCGAAUCGAAAUCUAAUUUUGUUUCAACCAAUACAUAUCCAUCUUCCACUAGACAAAAAUCGGCAACCUUUUCAGGUGGUGCCACUAUCUUAUCAAGUGAAGAUUCUUCGACAGUAAAUGAUUCGUUAGAAAAGUCGAAAUCCUCUGAAAGCGCUUUCAGCGCCACACUUUUGGAAGAAAAGGUUUCUCUGAGAGAUGACAAGUUACCUGAACCAACAAAAGAUUUUAUUGAAUCUUUUAGCUCAGUAACUGGCAAUACUACUCAUACUCAAGACUCGAGCCUACAUUCCACGAAGAAUAUAGAUACCAGGGGUGAAGAUUCUGAGGCAACUUUUAUCCAAACUAUCGAAUCGUCGACUGAACCGGUUGAGACCGCAACAUCUCAACCUUCCCCUCAGACAGAACUUCCUUUAAUUCACGUUACAGCUGGUCACAUCCCAAUAAUUCCAUUAAAUUUUGAGCAAACUACUGAAGGUCGUAGGAACUCUCCAUCCCUCAUUCAUGUCGCUGAUCCCCAUGAAAACAAAUUCAUCUAUUCAGACAAUUCUGCCGGUAUUUCGGCUCACGCUUUUGAGACUUUUGAUAGCAAAGUUUCAACAGGGGGUAAAGAGGACCAAACUGAGUUCCAAUCCCGAGAAAAUGCUGAAGGUUCAAAAGUGUCCCAAACCAGUCAAACCUCAAUGAGUGGUCAAAACCAAGUAAAUGAGGAAUACCAACGAAGCGAUAGCACAUCAACGAUUUUUGCAAAUACUCAAUCUGGAACCAUUCCCAAACCAUACCCUGAAAUCCCUCCAGAUUACGUUGAUGAUAAUUACGAAGCCCAGCUUGUAGAUAGUUAUGAUGCCGAAGAUGGUUCAGGAUUUUCGGAUUCGAUUGAAUCUGAACAUCAAUAUCGAGCAAGUUAUGAGAAUACUGCCAAAGACUCUAACAAAUAUACCAAGAAUCAUUUCGAAUCAUCCCAUGUAUUUUCUUCCCGUAUAUCUGAAUCAUCGUCUCAACCAACCAACCCUCCUAGACCUGGUCAUAAAACAACAUUCACAACCAGACCUCGGGGUCGAAUCUCGUCAACAAUACCAUCGUUCCAAGAACCUUACAACAACGAAAUCCCUAUCUACUAUCGGAAAGGUAAUCGAAUGAAAAUUAUUGGUGAGACCAGGACAAAAGAUUUUCCAGACUCACCGAUCAUUUAUAUCCACAAAAUUGAACGGGUUAACGGAGUAACUACAGAAUCAUCAUUCAACUCACAAGCAAACCAAGAAAUUUCCUUCAGCUCUGCAACUCUUUUCGGUGGGUUCACAACAUCUCAAGCAAUCCACAAUCAAAAAGGAUUCACAACCACUGAACCUACCGAAGCCAUUGCAGAACUCCCAGAGAAGGUUACCAAUGCCCAUACUCACGGUAACACACCAGUUGUAGUUGAAAUUAUUGAGUCGACAGUGCCAGACAAGGAGGUUGCCGAAAUAUUAGACAUGCCACUAAAUGAGCACACAAUGAGUAUACUUUUAUUAGCUAAUAGUAGUGGCAUUGCAGAAGGUUCUGAAGAAGAGAAAGCUAAGUUAACUGCUACUAACACAUUAACCGAACAAAUCGCUAGUAAAGCUAAGGACGAAGAGAGAGCGGAAGGAGGAGAAGAAGAUGUUUUAGGUGCCAACAAUAAUAGCAGUAUUUAUCUUGCUCAGCAGCAACAGUCUGUAGAUUCUGCUUCAUCAGGUGCUUCUACAACUCUAGCAAAUAUUAACAAUGUCAUCUUACAGCAGCCCGCGAGCGACGAAUCCAACCAACAGCACGAUGAACAAUUGGAUGUCCAAAAUCUUGUCCUAGAUUCUAAUCUUGACUCAACUACUAUCGCGAGUGAAACCAUUCCGUCCGAGGACCACUACCUUCGGCAACAUGAGAUUGAUAUCGCUGCUGCUUCCCAACAUAGGCUCUUCUCUGAGGGCGCCAAUUCUCUCUCCAAUGAAGUUACAGAUGGUCCCUCACUAUUUCAACAAUCUCUUGAAACUUCUUCAACCUCUUUGGAGGUUUCUCGGUUUGAGAGAAAUGAUUCAAAGGAAUCACAGUUCACUAAUAUAAAUGAGGAACUAAUGGCUGAAGAUCUUGAUGCAGAUAGCAAUUCUGUUGGGGCUGCAGAUCAGGUUGUUAAGGAAAUACCGACAACGGAAUAUCCUUCCAUAAGUGGUAGGCAUUCUACGUCUGAUGAAUCUUUGAAAGAGGUCGAAAUUCCAUCACAAACAAAUAUACCGAUAAUUUCAGUGACAGAAGAAGCAAUUACUGCUACAGCUGUAGCUUCCGGUGCUUCCCAGAGUUCUCUGGAUGAAACUAAAGAGACGAACUCAGAAGUCAAUGUUCCCCUUACUAACGUGCCGUUCCUUGAUGAAAAAGUACAACAGACGACGGCAUAUCCUUCUAUGAGCCAGGGACCCUACGCUUCUGGUGAAUCUUUGAGUGGUAAUGAAGUGUUGUCACAAACAGAGGAACCGAUUUCAAUAUCGGAGGAGGGGGGCUCUGGCAUCACCACGGAAAGAAGUUUUUCCGAACAUUCUGAAAAGGAAUCUGGAGAAACGAUUCUCGAAGCGAACUCUUCCUCUAGCAGCUUAUCCUCCAACAGCGAAGAAGUCCAAAAUACUUUAACUGAAGGAUCAAAUAUUCGUAGCAGUUCUUUCAGUGGUUUGAGUGAGUCCAGUGAAUCUUCCAACACGGAGCAAAAUACUGCUUUAAAUUUAGAGCAUGAUUUGACAAAAUCAACAGUGAAUAGUGAAGAGACCAUUGAACACAAAGAUUUAUCAAGCUCACAGGAAGUGAGAAAUAUCAUCGAUGGAUUAGUGAAACUAAAAGACCUAGUAGUAGACCGUAUUGAGGAGACAUAUGUCCCAACAGGUGUGCAGUCAAGUCAGGAAUUUGACGAAGUUCAACCAUCUUCAAACGCAUCAACUGAAACGAGUUCAACUACCUCUACUACCAGCCAGGAAGUCCCAAUUGCUGAGAGUGAUGUUAGUGGUACACCCAGUAUAAUUGAUAUUUCCUAUUCUACAACCACAAGUCAUCCAGAAGUUGAAACGACAACAGCGCAAGAAGAGAUUAAAAUUGCAGUCCAGCAAGCAACCACAGAUGAAAAUACGUUGCUGUCAGCUGAUGUCACUGCCACCUAUGAACCCGCCCCCACCAUGUCACACGAACUCUUCGAUGGAUUAGAUGCGGAAAAAAUCAAUGCUUUGCUUGCCGAAACAGAUACAAUUCCGUCCGUUGAAUCGGCCGAUGUUAGUCAAGAUCCCACUGAAGAAAUUGAAGAAGUGACAAAACCUACAAUCACGGAUUCUUCAUCACAAGAAGUAAAGAAAGUCAACAGUGACGCCGUGAACAAUGUAGAGAUAUCCGAAAAUUCGCAGAAUACAUACCAAUCACAAAAUAAACUUUCUUUGUCUUCCAAGACCUCUCAAGAAAGGUCGAACAUUCGGACUAGAACCCAGUCAUAUUAUAGUCAGAGAAAAACAUCAAGCGAAACUCAAAGUGGAAGCAACAAAACUAGGGAAUACCUCACAAAUCGAAGCAGAAGUCGCAAUAGGUACCAAAAAACCAGGACCGAAAGUCAGAAAGCUACUCCAUUCACCGCUUCGCAAGCUUCACAAGAACAAUCCUCUUCAUCCUACAAAAAAUUCUCUCGGGAGCGGACUGGAAGCUUUAGAGGACGUGUUACAUCGAAACCUAGUACAUCGACCACAAGUGCCGAAUCCGGUUCUUUCGAAGGUGAAGUAACAUCCAUUGAAGAUGUGGAUCAAACUUGGUCGCACACAAAGGCGAUAAGCGGGGAAGCUAAACAGGGAGCCGCCAUGCAAGAAGAAGUAAAUACUCAAGAAGUAACUACCCAGAGCAUCGUCUCAGUUGAAGUAAAUACCCAAGAGGUAACUACCCAAAAUGUUGUUUCAGUUGAAGAGAUUGGAAGUGAGAAGGACACUUUAGACUACACAACAGCCCGACCUUCAGUAAGCGACUUGCCGUUGAAUCAAAAUUCCGCGGAACUGCUCCCUGAUGAGCGAACUUCAACUAUUCAACCUUCAGUAAGCGAUUCUUCGACUAGCCCAGAAUUCACUGAAGAACAUUCCGGCGAAAGAAUUUCAAUGGAAGUAACCUCUACCCCUGCAGUCGAACUUAGUCAAAACACUUCCCAGGAGAACCAAGUGAUCAUUGAAGAAGCAACGACAUUGGCUUCGGUACCUGCCGAUCUUUUGGGAGACGUUAACUCAAUCGAAGGUGACUACACGACUCCACUUCCUAGCCAAGAAUCAUCAACCUCAGAUUUGAGUCUAUUGAAGGGACAUGCCAUUGACGAAGCUUCUUACCCAUCAAUGGAAAAUGCAGGGGUAACAACUGAAAAGUUAGUUCCUGAAUUGAAUGAAGAAAUACCCACAGGGGCACCACCAGAAGCGGUUACUGCAUCGGAAAGUCUUGCACAAAAUGAGCCUUCUCCGACUAUUGAUAUGCCCGAACAACAUGAAUCCACAGUUUACACUCAAAACUCCGAAACAUCCUUCUCAUCAAAAAUACAUGAAAGUGGCCAAAUCCUUGACGAAGAAAAAAUCGAUCAAGCAAACGCGGUGGUUCCAGAAGUAGCACCAACUAUUACUUUAAUGGCAGAAACGAACAAUCUGACUGAAUCAUCCACAGUCGACGAAGCUUUAGAAGUAGCAGGCCAGUCCAGUGAAGAAUAUAUAAGCCCUUCAACAACGGCGGUGCUUCCAGAAAUAACACCAACUUUUGCCUUAACGGCAGAAACGAACAAUCUGACUGAAUCACCCACAGUCGGCGAAAGUUUAGAAGUAGCUGACAAAUCCAGUGAAGAAUACAUGAGCCCUUCAACAACGAGCCUUCCUAGCAGACCAACUAAACCUGAUCAUUCGUCUGAAAUUCAAAGCACUAAAUAUUCGCGAACACGGGGAAGAACCCGGUACGAUUCUCAAAAGACAUCAUACUCCAGUUCUAGAAAAGCAACUGAAGGACUAUCUCACGUUCGUCAGUCUUCCAGAUUUAAGUUUUCUUCUCAACGAAGGACUAAUCUGAGAAAUUUCACUGAAGUAACCACAACAACAGAGAAAAUCACACCAUCCACAACUACAACUCAAAUCCUGGCUACGGAUGACCCAAAUUUCGUAGGUACUUUUGGUAAGGUUAUUUACCAAGAAAGUGCUGAACAAGCUGACCUAACAAUGCACGAAGAAGGGUUCAUGUCUGAUGUUGGAAAUGUUGCUGAUAUUGUGCCAACUAGCCCUCAGAUGCUUUUGGUGGAAGAAGGUGAAGCGACAACGAUAAAUCCUAAUAUGGUUUGGGGACCAUCUGCUGAAGAAGCAACCAGAAAUUUGACGAGCGAACAGGGGUCAAGCCAGAAUGUUUCCCAUUCUGAGGAAACUUACUCGAUUGAAACUCAUGCUCAAAAUGCACUCGAUAAUGAAAAAGAAGCACUAAUCCCGUCGAUGUUUGGCACUGAACAAUAUGAUACUACAACUGUUGAAUCCUUUAUUUCUGCUGGAGCAACUGGACCUAAUUCAGAUAAGGUGGAACAAUCAACUCAAAAUGAUCUACCCCUUGAAAGCAACUUUACCAGUGUAGAAACACCCAUUGAAACCACUACUUCAAAAAUGUUCGAAAAAGAAAUUGAAAAAGUUGAAGCAAUGGGAGAACUUGAAGAAUCUCAGCAUCAGUCAGUUGCUAAGAUCACUUCCUCUAAUACGUCGGAACUGGAAGUUAACCAACAGCAAGUACAAGAGGAUCUCACUGAAACAACCACUAUUCUCCCGGACAUUACAAAUGAAGACAUUAAUCACCAAAAGAAUGUACUCGAAUUCAACUCCUUCCAAACGGUAGAACUAGAAGCAAAUCAGCACAAAGCAUUAACCGACGAAAAUGUAGUCACUACGGUACCUCCUCCAGCAGAAAAUGAGCGAGUCUUGAUUUCCGAAGAACCUCCGAAACUGAUAGAAAAAAGCGAACCUAAUGACGAACAAAUUAUUAGCGAUCCAGUGACUACCACUUCUCCAGUGAUACAACUAGAAUCAGGUUACGAGCGAAUGGAGUUAGGUGAACAACAAGUACUUAUCACGAAGGAGGAAACGAGCAGCUCUAUCGCCUCAAAUGAAAGUAGUUCAGAAUUCGUUCACAAGGAUGAGACAGAAAAUUUCAUCGGCGCUACAACUGAGGCCAUUGUCGAAUACACCACCUCGGUAAUAGGCAACGUAGAAACUCCUUCUACAACAGCAUCUCCAACUAGUUCUGUUAAUACAGAAGGAUCUAUUGGAAUUGAAACACAAACCGAUGUUAACAGAAUUGAAGACCACACAACUAUCAUACCUCCACAAACUACGAUUCCUUCCACGGCUUACUCUGGAGAAAGUGUAGAAAGCGAAGAAGGCAAGUUUAUUAUAUCUAAUGCUGCUGACAGCCAACUUAUAUCAACUGAAAAUUAUACCAUGUACGAGCAAACAACUGAACAAUCAAGUUUCACCACUCUUCCAAUCUCUGAGUCUACUUCAAGAAAUCUUGUUGAGAUUACACAAGAAGAGCAACAUAGUGCUUCAAUUUCAACACUUCAGGAAAACAGAAGUGAUUCAGAACAGAUCGCAACAAAGAGCGUGACCGAAUCCUCCCAGGAAAGCCAAGCAGGAAGCAGCUCAACAAAACUGCCUACAGUUGAGAGUACUACCCUUCAGCCCAUUGGUGAAAUAUCUAGCCAGGAAAAAUUGAGCUCUAUGGUUGAAACCCAUCUUCACACACCUGAAACAGUUAAGCAGCAAACGCAUACCCAGGUGUUAACUGAAAGCAGUUCAAAGGCUAUCUUUGAAAACAAUACUUCUGAAAUAACUGAUGAAAUACUACCCCACGCCACAGACCCUCCCGUGGCCUUAUCAACAGAAGAAUAUGAAAUUUCUACAGAGGCGACUACCUCUGCUCUUCCUAAAGGAAGCCACACUACAACCACUGAAAAGUAUACUGAAGCACCCGCCCUUGAGGCAAUUGUCAGUCAAACAGCUGCAGCUACAACGGAAUCGGCUCUAAAAACAAAUGAACUGUAUGAAGAGCGAGUUCUUCUCACCCAGGAACCGCCAUCUACAACUACUCAAAAAUCAAUUAGAAGAAGGCCAACACAAUCAUCUGAAACAACACUGGCCGACCAAGAAAUUUUGCGGUACUUCCAGAAGAAAUACAGUCAAGUAGUAACAGAGCAAAGUCGACACGAAGCUCCCCAAUUAGAUGUACUAUUGAAUGAAAUCGGCUAUGAAAAUGUCGAUCAGCAAGUUGAUCCAGAUUCUCAAAGAGCAACCAAACCUUCAUCAUUGGUAAGCAUUCCAUCUACAACACCCUUAGAACAUCUUACAACUUCGCUUACUACUGAAAAAUACACUACUACUCCCACCACUACAACUACUAGCUCAACCACAGCUGCUACCACUUCUUCUUCAUCUACUACUACCACAACAACUACCACUUCUAAACCACUACCUGAAGGAGACCAGGAUGAUCAUGUUGCAAAAACUUCAUCCGAAAAACCAACAGAAGCGAGUCCGGUAACAGAAAAUGUUCGAAGUAGGGUCCUGUCUCCUCUUCAGAAACUAUCAUCAAGGCGUGGUCGCCCAUACAAUCCGAGAUCAAGGAUUAGUUCUAGAAUAACGACGGAACGAAGCUUAGGUGAUACCAGUGAGCGAUCGACCCAAAUUACCAUUAGAACCACCUCAAGCAGUGUGCGCAAUCGAUUGAACAGAUUCCGUAGCAGGACGACGGCAGCACCUGCAUCUACUACCUCAGCAGCUGCUCAGGAUGCAGAAAUUACUCAGGCACCGAGACGCCUUGGACUGCCAACAAGAGGUCGUCAACGUGUUACAUCACCAACAAGUAGACGGAACUAUUCGCCCAACAUAUCUAGGCAACGAACUAACUUCAGAUUCCGUGGUGCCUCUACAAGCACAACAACCACAACCACAGAAACUCCAAACUACCCAGUAGGAUUCGACCCAGAAACUCCAGUAAUUCCUGAAAAAAUCGAAGUUUCUACAACAGCAAAAGCACUGGAGGAAGUAAAACCUCAAGAGAUCCCAGUAUCUACAGAAGCGCCAGAGCUCCCGAAACCAAUCGAAGUGCCAACGACUUCGGAGACUCCUGUAACUCCACAAACUUCAGAAUUGCCUGAAGUAUCAUCAGUGCCCAUUAAGGAUGAAAGUUUGAAUACCAUUGAGAACGUCACGCCUGAACAUACAUCUACUACUCAAGCAACUUCAGCAAUACCUGAAGAACCUUCCACCACUCAAAGAUCGACAACUACAGAAGCAAUCACACCACCACCAAACACACUUGGUGUGAAAUCAAGGAAGGUUCUUAGAAAACCAAUAUCUAGCAGAAAUUUCAAUAGACAAUCCUCUACUUCACAAAAGGAAACCUCUCAAAUAACUCGUAAACGGGUUGUUCUUCAAAGAAAGAAACCCAAAACCGAGGACUUGAAUCCUGUAGAAGUUAAUUCCGAAGCACCUCAACAACCACCUACAACCGAGAGUACCCCAGCUCAAGAAAAGCCUUCACGACCACGAAGGCCUGGUGGAAGAAACCGUCUCAGAAAUCGUAAUAAACAAAGAACUACUGCUCAGCCAUCAGAAGAAUCACCAGCUGCGCCUGGGGAAGAAAUUAAGCCAACAAAGAAGCCGAAACCCAACUCACGGAGAUUGGGUCGCCCAAGACCAAAAAAUAGAACACAAGCUGCACCGAAGUUUGUAAAUCAGGAUGAAGUUGCUGAACCACAAGGUCCCGCAAUAGAAUCAUCCACCGAAAGCAGAAAACGAGUCUCCUCAGUUUCUCGUAAAAGAUUCCAGGCUCGAACUGCCGCCUCGCGCUUUCAAAACCCCCCCAAGCCCACUAAAUUAGAAUCUGAUUCAAAUCCACCAAAAGAAGAGAUUGAAGAAGCACCCACCCCUAGUCAAAAUGAAAAACCCUCCACACAAAAAAACGGUAAUCGCAAGAGAGUAGUCCUUAAGCGAUUUCGGCCGCGUUCCGAAACUAAUGAAGAAGUCCCAAUCCAAAAUUCCAAUAAUCCUGUAGAGUCUGACGAUAACGAAGCCAUUACCAAACUGAAACCUGUUAAUAAAAAUGAGGAAAAGGUUAUAGAGAAAAAGCCCGGGCUGCAGAGAAGAAAGGCUCUUCGCCUUCGUCAGAAGCAAAAUUUUCGGUUACUAGCCUCGAAAGGCGGGGCGAUACGUGAUUCCGCCGGUGAGAGCCCUCCUUCGCAGAAAGAUCCUUUUGAAUCCUUUGAUCAAAUGACGGAUGAUACUUCUAACCUAGAGUCUGCAGGGAGUUCUAACCAAUAUGUGACUGCAAACUAUUAUGAAACCCAAACCUUACCAACUUACGAUAUCGAUAUAAACUAUGCUGACGAAAAUGAGGAGCAGGAUCAAAAUGAAGUUGAUUUUUUUGAGGAGGAAGUAGAGGACACUACUUUGGAUGCGACAGAUUCUGUCUUUUCUGUUACCACUUCUCUUGAAUCUAUCGUCUCUUCAUCAUCAUCAUCCCCAACUUUUUCUUCUACUACUGCUAGUCCUAUCGAUGAUUCUACUAGCGCUUUCGCCAUACCAUCUGCUACUUCCACUACUACGACUGAGUCUACUCUUCUUUCUUCAUCAAAUCAUGGAUUACAUUCUUCUGAUUUAACGCUAAAUCUAAAUGAAGAAGAGUUUGUUCAACAGGAAUACCAAAUAGAUAAGAGACUUCGUAAACUUACGGAUCAAAUAACGACAACAACGGACGCUACUGAUAAAGAGACAACAGUUGUUGAUAGGGGAACUACCAAGUUCGCUUCGAGAAACACCACAGGUAUAUUUUCAUCAGAAGGCUACGUGACGAGAGUAAAUCGAAAAGAGUUGAUUGGUUCUACACAACCAACCACUCGAAAUAAAACCGUGACCACUAAGCGAGUCCUUCCUGACAGCAAGGUAACCUAUAUUAGAACAUUCCAAUCUAAUAGGGAGUCUACCAAACAGUCGUCUCAGCAAGUUGGCUCUGAAACGGUGCUCAUUCGUCAAAAUUCUGAUAGGAAAGGCAAUGCCCUACCUGUUAGAACCAACACCGCAAAUGAUCUGAAUGGCGCUGGAUCUGGUUCGUAUGAAGAAUUCGCUGACAUUGAUGACGAAACAACUAUAAGAACUACUUUGAUUUUUUUAAAAGGACCAACACCGAGCUCGAAAGUGUCUAGACCUAAUGGAACGGCUGGGUUUAAGUUUAAACUGCCUCAAAUAAACUAUGAUAUAGAAGAAGAGGAGGAAGUGACGGGCAGUGCCUUGGGAGGCCACAAUGAGGUUGGAGCCUCAAGAGGGUCUACAAAGAGCGGAGAUCUAGAAGACGACGAAGAAGAUGAACCCAGUAAAGAGGAAUACGAUGAUUACCAAAGUGACGAGGAAGAUGAAGUGACUGAUAGCUUCCUUUCACGCCUUCUUUCUUCAAUGAAAAGGAUAUUCUCUAAUGAAGAAACCGAUGAGGACACCCCGGAAACAACAACUAGAAAAUAUGUCACCAUCACUAGACCAAAAGUUACUACCGAAUCCGCGGACGAUGCUGAGCCCACCACGCCUUUAUACGCACAGGAAGAAAAUGAAGAAACUACAUCCGAUUCUGAUAAACCUGGCCGAACCUAUACCACCCUUUCCAGAACUUCCGGCUUGAAAAAAACAACACUAGAAACAAAAGGAAAUGAAAAAGAGAAUAGUAAUGAGAAUACUAACAAUGGAGUGAAAGAAACUGUGAUAGCAAACAAUGGUAAAGGAGGAAAAGUUUACUCGUCUAUAAAUCGAGUUCAAACUUCUUCAGUUUCUAAGGAUUCAACAUCUAGCGAAGUAUCUGGUGAGACAGAAGAAGAGGAUGAAGAGGUAGGCAAAGAUUCAGAUGUCAUCAAAGGUUCAAAAUAUACUACUAUAACCCGGAAAAACAAUGCCUCCAAUACAAUAGUUGAAAACAAAGAAACGGACAUAGAAGAACUUGAUAACGAAGAAGGAACGACAAUUUCUUACAGCAGUACGCAACGUACACCAACUGUAUCUCCGGAAGAAGAGAAAGAUUCAACGGAACACAUAGAAGGCAACAUAAUUUCUCUAGAAGAACAGCAAGACCUUACACUUUUCAAAGUCUCUACGGCGACGUCCAAAUAUGUCACAUUAACUCGAAAUAGGGUGUCCAGUAAUAAAACAGAAUCAGAAACCUCCGAAGAUGACUUUGAAGAGCCCGGAAUAUCUCAAACUGAAGCAAACACAUUUACUUCGGAAAAAGAAAACUUCAACAAUGAGGAUGAGGAUGAGGAUGAGGAAAAGCAAAUUGGCAUAGCCAUAGCUUCACUCAAUUCAAAUUCAAAGGAAGGUAAUGGCAUAAAAAAUAUAGUAACAUCCAGGAGAGUCUAUUCGAUCCCUAGUCGAAGAAGACUUUCAACAACGACUGAAGCUCUACCGAACCCAGAAGAAUCGACGGAAAAAACAUUAGCUGUUACCCCACAGAGGGUGCAGAUAACAACUAGAGGCAAAUACAAAUUUCGCAGUUCAACUUCCACAUCUACCACUGAAAUUCCUGCCCUAGAAGAUGAAGAGAAUACAGGGAUAAGCUCCCAAGCAACACUGCGCCCCAGCACCAGAGGGACAUUUACCUUUCGAACUAGAAACACUCGACCACCACUUAAACCAACAGUAGCAGUAGAAGAAGUAAAUACCGCGAGAACUAGCCCGACCACCAGGAGGGCCUUUACUUUCCGCACUCGAAGCAAAGUUCAAACCACUACUGCAGCUCAAACUGAUCAAGAAAUCAACCAAGAUUCACCAGAAGACACUGAAGAAGAGAGUGUACAGGAGAAAACACCAACGACUAGACGGUCUUUUGUUGUUAGGAAACGUGUGCGCCCAGUAGUUGUUUCUUCCAAAAAUGAGGAGUCUGAACUCGAAGCUGACGGAGUCUCUGGCUUCCGACGAACUUCUUCCACAUUUACACGCACGCAAGGAGUUGGUGAACUUUCAGAACAUCCUAUUAGUCCGACUAGAAGAACUUAUGGCGCAAUUAAUCGUAUUAAGGCGACAGCAGUAUCUACAACAGAAGAACUGGAGGAAAUUGAUGAAGAAGAGGAGGAGGAGACCGAAGAACGCAUUUCCAGUACAACGAGACGGACUUAUGGUUUUGUAACCAGAAGAAAGUUACCAGUAAAGCCAACAUCUGAUUCGUCAACUGAUUUCGAUGAGGAAGAAGAAGUAGAUCACUCGAACCGGGAAAUCCAAAGUACAACUAGACGGAGUUAUGCAAGUUUAAACAGGAAAACGUUGCCGAUAGGACCGAAAACCGAGAGACCAGAUAAAGUAGAUGAUGAAGAAGAUAGUGAAGAAGAUAGUGAAGAUGGUCCAUCUACUCCAGAAAUUUCUGUUACUACUAAGCGGACCUAUGGCCUUAUUAAUCGAGCACGACUCCCAACUAGACCCACAACUGAAGAAACAGAUUUGGAGGAAGAAGCCGAUUUAGAGGAAGAAGCGGAAGAUACCACUUUGCAGCCGAAAAUUACAAGCACAACCCGUAAGACAUAUAGCUUCAUUAACAAAUCAAGAUUACCUAGCACACCUACAACAAAGGAACCAGUGAAAGAUUAUGAUGAGGAUGAAGUUGAAAAUACACAAAUUAGCUCUGAGACUUCUAGUACUACCAGGCGAACUUUCAGUUUCCUCAAUCGGGCGAAACUUCCAACCAGACCUCCGACUGAAGAGCCGGCUGAAAUUGAGAGUGAUGAAGAAAUUGAUGAUAGUCCCGUCGGCCUACAAGUUACGACCACUACUAGGAGAACUUAUGGGAUUCUAAAUCGACCAAAGCCUUUCGGCAGACCUUCAACGACUGAAACACCUGAAAUUGAGGAAGAAGAUGACAUUGAGGACGAUUCUGCUAGCAUUAAGACUCCAAGCACAACUAGACGAACCUAUGGUAUCCUGAAUCGCAACAGGUUUACCAAAAAACCGGCAGCAGUUAAAGUAUCUGAAAAUGAUGACAACGUAGAAGAGAAGGAAGAUACUUCAGCAGCACCUGCGACAAAAAGGACCCCUUCAAUUUUGAAUCGUGUGAAAUUCUUAAAUCGUACACUAACCUCGACUGACUCUUCCCAAGUGGACAAAAAAGUCGAUGGUGAAGCGAAUUUGUCAAUUACCUCUAGAAGGAAUAGUUUGUUACUUAGUAAACAAAAAACUAAAACUGCUCCGUCAAUAGAGCAGGAAACCAUCCAAGAUACAAACGAAGAGCCUGAAGACGAUUCAGCAGAAGUAACUGAAACACCAACACAAAAGCCAUUAAUCGCAACGGAAUCUACCUCCACAGUGUCUGAGUCAGAAGAUAUUGCAGGAACAACAAUAUCUGCUUUCAGUGAUAGUACUGAUCCGAUUUUGGAUGAAAUGGAAGUUACCUCAAUCGAAUCGAUCACAGAAGCGUCAUUUAAGUUGAAAGAUGAGGAGGAUGAAGAGUUGACAACUGCAAGAUAUGUCUCAGAUACUAAAGAGAAUGAGCCGCUAGAUAUUACUGAUACUCCGGAAACUCCAACCACUCUUCGUCUGCUUGACACAGUAACACCUACCCCAACACCGACACAAUUCACUUUUGAUCGUCAAAAGUUUAUAACAAGAUCGACAACCACUGCUUCUGUAGAAAAAAGUUCAACAUCAAGACAGGAGGGUGAUGAGGAGGUUUCAGAAGAAAAUCAGACAACAAGGAGAACAUUUACUCCAAUUCGAAGAACAACAACGACAACUACUCAAUCCCCAGUGAAUGACGAAAAUGAAGACGACGAGGAGAGUAUCAUAGAAGCAUCAACAAGACGCACAUUCACUCUCCUAAAUCGCAAAAAAUCCGCCCUCAGUUCCACAUCUUCAAAAACCGACUUAGUUGAUGAAAACGAAGAGAAGGAAGAAGAACCAAAAGCUGUUCCGAGUACAACUCGGAGAGCAUUCGGAUUCAGCAGACCUACAACUAUCAAGCCAAAAUCGUCAUUAGGCAAUUCAAAUGAACCUGACAGAAACCCCGCAUCACCAACAAGAAAAACAUUUGGCAGCAUUAAACGUGUCCAAACCAUUCAAAAGGCAGAGGAAGAAACGGAAGAUGAAGAAAGUAGUGAACAGUUCCAAAGAUCAAAAACUAAAUUUACGUCAUCUAAUCGUAAAACGAUUGGUGAAAAUUUGGGCACAAAGAGUACUUUCAGCGCCGUAACAAGACGAACCUAUUUUGGUAGACCCAGUAGUUCAACAGCCAAGUAUCAGGAUGAUGAGGAAGAAGACGUAGAUGAAAGUGAAGAAGAUGAGGCAGAUGAUGAAGACCAAUUGAUUAUAAAUAAAUUUUCAUCAACAAAAAAUUCCGGCUUUUCACCAACGAAGCGUACCUAUAACAGUUUGAAUCGCAUAAAAGUUCAAACCCUGACAGAGACUUCAACAAUUAGGCAACAAAAUGAAAACUCCGAAACUACUAAUCGAUUUUCCCCGGCAAAUCGUCCACGCCCAAGUUUCUCUCUCAACAAUUCAGUGAAAAAAGGUUUCACCAACAAGGCAGAGGCAGAUGAUGAGGAAGAAUAUGAUGAGUAUGAUGAUGAGGAAGAAGAGGAAGAACCAGUUGUUGAAAAACCGGUGCCCGUUAGAAAAUUCGGGACUUUCCAAAAAACAAUCAAUAGCAAAAUCGAAACUGAGACAAUAAAGGACAAUUCAGCGACGCGCACAAAGUUCGCAUUCCCAACGCGCACCAAACCUAUUCUUGGUAUUCGUUCUCAAACUGCAAAGCCAGCACUUAGUGGGGAGCAGAACGAGUCCGAUGAAGUUGAGCAUGAGGGUGAGCAGCACGCUAUCAAUUCUCAAAAUAAAUUUUCACCAACAAGCCCCGGUGGCAUUGGUGAAAACCUCGUUAUAACACGGCAGCAAACUCAAGGUCAAGUCACUGCCGACUUUGUAAGGUCCAAUAAAACGGAUCAAGAGGAUGAGGAAAGCGAUGAGUACUACGAUGACGAUGAAGAACUCACCAGUGAGGAAGAUAAAAAAGACAGUGCCGACAAGACAUCUCAAGUUUUUCAAAAUAGUUUUAAACCCUUAAGUAGUGUAAGAACAAAACCAACAGGGUCUCAUCCUAUUAUUCCCGGUCUCCUACAAUCCAAUUCCAAUAUUGAUUCUAAUACACCAACACUAACCGUAACUACCAAUAAUUACACCAACAGCAACAAUAACCUAACAAAUCUUAGUGUCAAUGGUCCUAAUGGGAAUUCGUUAAUAUCUAAACAAUUAGUAGGUGUUGCAAUUAUUGAUGAUAAUAAUGAUGGUAAUAACACGCAAUCUGUUGUUGAUGUUAACGUUGAUGAUGAUAUUGGCAGCGUUAACAUUGAUUUUAGUCGGCCUCUGUUGCUUAAUUUUAACCGACGUUUUCAGAAUAUCACUUCAUCAAGACGUGGCGGUUAUAACCAGGUAAAUUCAACAACGCGUUCAUCAUCAACAAGAUAUAACUCUACAACGGCCACAGUAUCACCAACUGACGAUGUACAAAAUAUCACAUCAAGUACAGUUAGUGGUCGAAGAAGAGUAGCUAUCUUUAGAGUACGUCGUCCAGUUAACGGGACGAAUAUCAGCAACGUUGGUAGAGGAAAUGUAGCGCGAACUCCAAACAAAGACUUAGGUGACAACGAAAAUAGAGACUCAGACAGUACCUCGACUCAACAGACACUGACUUCAACAACUGAAAGCUCAACAGCUCCGCGUAGGUUUACAGUUAGAAGAAAGUUAAUACGAAAACGACCUGUGGAAAACAGUGCAACUACUCCGCCAAGUGCAGGGUCAGGUAUAUCAAGUGAAACUGGAUCGACCAGAUUUGAUGAAAAUAUUGAUAUUAGUGAAACAGAGGUGCCGAGAAGUACCACUGCCUUGCCUACAACAAGAAGGAGAAAAACAUCUACAGUGCGUCCAAAAGCAUUCAGCCCUUCAAGGUCGAGUGUAGGAGACGCUGAGGAUAAAGCAUCAAGUACAACUGAGUCCCCCGAUGACUUGGUACCGACUAGACGAUUCCGAAAGGUAAUCAGACGACUAAAGAAACCUGCUGUUAAUGCGAGCACAACUGUUGUACCAGUACUGAAGUUUGUCCCACAAACUGAUGGCCGGAUACAUUUGCUCAAGGUUGGUGAAGAAGCGAAAAACCAAACUGUAGAGGAUGAAGAAAUUGUCUCUAAAGUUUUGUUGGAUGUAAAAGAAUCGGUUAGAUCCUUUGAUCCGGAAAGCACAACCCUCGAACUGGAGCAAAGAUUCAAUCAUACCACUUUAAGUAAUACUUUGGAAGUAUCCUCUGAAGAACCUACUACCCAAAAGGUCGAAACCGAAACAAUCCGCGAUUAUGAGUUGGAGACAAAUGGAACUCAUCCAUUAGAUCCCAUUGAAACAAUAGAUGAAACAGCGAAUAUUACGGUGACAGAUGAGGAAGAGUUGAGAAUCAAGUUGCUUUCAGAAGGGGAAUUCAAUUUGACAAGACCACUUGAAACCACACCACUGGCCCCAACUCCAACAAUUACUGAAGCUCCCGUCCUUCCAGAAGAGGGAGAAUCUCCCGCGAUAAAUGAUACAUCCAUCACAGCCGCUACGGAACCUAGUAGCGAAAUUUCAAACACCACAAUUAUACCAGAUGAUGUAUCAAACACAACGAUUCCAGGCGAAGAUAUCGGCGAAAAUGCGACAAUCAUCCCUCCAACAUCUUCCGACGUGAGCCAAAAUCUCAAUGAUACAUCAUCCACAGAAUCGACGUCUACUACCACCACAACGAAAAGCAAACUAUUUGCAUCACGAAGACCAUAUAAACCAACGAAACCUUCGAUUUCAGCCAUCACGUCCACAGAAGCAACCAGCCCCACUCCCAAAAGUUACGUCCGUAAAUAUAGCACGAAUUUUACCUCAAUCAAAUCACCAGCAGAUAUAGAUAAUCCAGUUGGAAUAAUUAUUCCAAAGGUACCGUCUGUUCUCAAACAAACUCCAAAUAAAUAUAGGCUGAAAUCAACAACAGCUAGGACAACCCCAUCGAAUGGAGACGAAGCCAAUGAUGCCGAAGAAGAGGAAUACGACGAAUACACGAAGGUUGAAGAGGAAGACGGAGAUGCUCCGCAUAAAAUUGCAUUGAUAAAACCAAAUUAUGUUCUCAUAAACAGAACACCAAAGGCAGAAAGUCAUCUUGAGGAGAAUCCUCAACAAGGCUUGGAAGCAAAUGAAGAUGAAGAAGAAGAUGAUUCUGAAGAGGAAGAUUAUGAUGAAGAGGAGAAAAUCACUCAGCUUUCGAAAUCCCAAAUACCCAAUGUGCCACACCCAAUACCACCUGUUCAUUCAAAUCAACCAAAUUCACCUGUGCUAAGUUUGGGUAUCCCCGCAAUACCGCCCGUCCUAGUCCAGCCAAAUAGUCCUAUUGACCUCCUUAAGAUGGUGUUAGCUCCAGGUCAACUCCCACCACCAAUUCCAGCCGUAAGCUUGAAUACUGCAACCGAGUCGGGGGCUGUCGUACGGCUCAAUAAUGGUUUCGUUGGUGUACUCCAAAAAUCCGAAUCAAAGGAGGACGAAUCAGAUAACGACACAACUACUCCAUCAACCACAACAACUCGACGUCAUCCAACUCAUCGGAUAACGCGACCAUCGAAUAAACCACGAGUAGUGAACCGCCCCUUCGUUACCACCAUCCAUCCUGCUUCCCUACGACUGGCUGUAACCAGUCCUCCUAAACCCACAACCCCAGCCCCAUUCCGUACCAAUAGCACGCGCAAUUACGAGCGCAAGUACACCGCCUCUAGUUCUACCGAAAGCACACUCUCCGAUAACUCCCUUCUUGAAGAUUUGAAUAUUGAUGCACUCAAUGCUAGAAAUAAGAAGAUAUUCCAAGAAACCAGUAGGAAACACACAACUGUAAAACCUAAGACAACACAGAAAGAUGGUGUAGAGUACAACAUCACUGGUUACACCAAUGAAACGGAGUCCGAGUCUUAUUACACAACACAAUUGCACAACUUUGAAUCCGAUGGGGAGUAUGUAGGUGAUGAUGUUAAUGGUUUUAAUCAAUUCCAGGAAAAUGUCCUGGAGAACUCUCAACAUUCUCCUGCUACACCAAUACCGCCUACUUCAACCACAUCGAAAAUGACGACUUUGCAUCAUGUAUUUGAACUCAGUGAGGAAGACCAUACUACAACUGCACCGGGAGACACAAAAGACUAUGUUCAUACCGUCAUGACCUCAGACCCAAGGAAGUUGGUGGAAAUUAACCGAAUUGUCGAAAUCUAUUCGAAACAGAAUGUCUACAAAAUCAAUGUCAACAAUCACACCACCCAGAAUAUUUCAAGUACAGAACUUAAAUUAGAGAAGCUUCCAAGGGUAGACCAUAUAGGCGAAAUUAGUCGUGCAGCAUUGGUGAACUUGGUCGAUUCAACCGGACGGGCCAGAAGUGAAGAAACCCAUGGCAGGUCGUUGGAAUACCAAGGCAGCAAUGUACUGAUUGAAGGACGUAGUACCGUAGCUGACUACAAACCUACCGAAGAGAUUCCAGUUACUGAGUUUACACCAGUAAGAAACUCAAUUCCAGAGUAUCAGAACGAUCAAGGAGCUAGAGCGGGCAAGGUCAAUCGACAUCCAUUUGUUCCUGAUGUCUUAUCUGGUGUUGAAACCUCCACGAUUUCGUUGGAGGGUUUGUUUGAAUUUACUAGGAAAUCCAAAUCUGGUCGAGUUAUAAAUAGUCCGGUGUUUGCCACAUCGCUUGGCGAAGUUAGACCGAAUGUUAUACAUGAAGUUGUUCGCAGUGUUAAUUCCCCACAACAAGCAACCACAAGUGCUACUUUAGCAACUACAGAACCAACGGUGUUUGCUGGUGCAACUACCUUUGCUCCGGAAAUUCCCACACAAACACCUACGCCACUUUCAACAACCGAGACUCCUACAACAACGUCAACACCGCCAACUACCACUACUAUCGGUCCAAUCCAAACCACUGAACGACCCACCGCCAAAACUGAAAAAUCAAUCAACUAUGUACGUCCUCUAGUGCCACUCCUUCGUCCUGAAUCAAAUGAAUCAUCACCACUGGUCAUAUCAAUAGCAAAUCUGGAUAAAGUAACAUUGAGUAAAGUACCACGAGAUGGCAGUGUUGCGUCAUCCGGACGUGUACGAUCCCAGCUAAAAGGUAAUGGACGUCGUCCAGUCUUAAGUGUCCGCCGUCGAAUAACGCCAGCACCAAACUCAACAGCUCCAACAGUAUCUGCAGAAGAUUCAGGAACACCACCACAUGUGGUUGACUCUAGUUCACCUACUACCGUCGCUGCAUCAACAAUCUCUCAGACUGGCAACGAUAGUGGUGUCACAGCACCAACAACUAGUUUUACUAACCGAUUUAAUCGAAAUCGCGUUCGAUUCACCACAACGCCAACAACCUCCACCACGGAACAACCAUCUGCAGCUCCCAGAGUGGUAAUUCGACGAAAAUUCGCCAGACCGGUUAGUAUCAGAAGAAUUACCACGACAACAACAACUUCUACGCCUGCGACUGUAACAGCAUCACAUAACCAAACCGGGACUGAUGCUGGAGAAGAUGCAGAUGAUCAUGAUAGUGUUACUAGCAACAAUGACGCUGAACAUUUCACUGGUCAAACAGCGCGAACAGUGAACUUCCUGAUCAGGCGACGAUUUAGUACGACUACACCAAUAAUUACAACAUCCGCGGCAUCACUCGAUGUUGAACUGGCUGAUGAUCCUGAAAUCGAUCAAGAGGCCGGUUCCAGUCAACAGGAUACGAAGUUCACAAACCAUCGAUUCAAUCAAAUCGGUGAAAAUUUAGAUAACGAAGACGAUCGAAAAUUGGUGGAAGCCAUAAAAGUUAUGUCCAGAGCUCCACCACCAAUUGGGAAAGAGGAAGCGAUUACACGAAGGAUCGGAGCAGCUAGGACAACUUUGGGCACGACGGCUAGCACAAGCUCAGUAACAAUGACAACGACAAGACGCACAAUUAUCCGACGACCUCAAAAAACCACACAAGUUACCACCCCGACGCCACUCACCACCCAGCCGGUGGUUCGUCGCCGUAAGCCCCAAAAACCGCAACCCUUCGAAAAAGUGAACAGUCGCCAAUUUGCAGGAAGGACUUAUCGUCCUAUCAUCGACUACGACUACUACGAUGACGACGAUGUCCGCUUCGUGAGCAAAUCCAAUUCGCAGGUGAAAGUCAUCCUACACGGACGCGGAAUAAUCGAAUGCCUGGACCAAGGCAACUUCCCUCAUCCGUUGUCCUGCAAGAAGUUCAUUUCCUGUGCCAAAAUGGAAACAGGAGGCGUAGUGGGCUGGGAGUAUACAUGUCCGAAAGGAUUAAGCUAUGAUCCGGUGGGUGGAAUUUGUAAUUGGGCAGCCGGAUUGGGAUGUAAAGAUUAAAGAGGAAAUUAGUUUGGAUUUGGGUGGAUCGAGGAAUAGAGCUCAAUGGCGGUGAUGAUGAGCAAAUCGAUGAAAUGUUUGAUUGAAAUUUAAAGUAGUGCGGAAAGUGAAUAUGACUGAAUUCAUAUAAGAUGUAGCUCUGAAUUUGAUAGAUUUAUUUUUAAGGAAGUAGAUUGUAAUUAUUUUUUUAUAGUUUUCAUUUCCUCUUUCAGUUUAAAUAUCUUCCUUUUGUUAUUUAUAAUAUGAAUAAUGACUGCAUCACAUACCAUGAUACAUGUAAAUUGUGUGGCAUUUUUUUAAUAAAAAUUUAUGUA
Molecule: messenger RNA, 30586 nt
Organism: Hermetia illucens (black soldier fly)
Lineage: Eukaryota; Metazoa; Arthropoda; Insecta; Diptera; Stratiomyidae
Exons: 16
Coding region: 15-30272 (10085 amino acids)
Biological process (GO): chitin catabolic process; carbohydrate metabolic process
Cellular component (GO): extracellular region
Molecular function (GO): chitin binding; chitinase activity
Source: RefSeq, a predicted model, not a curated record